Molecule: messenger RNA, 954 nt
Organism: Danio aesculapii
Lineage: Eukaryota; Metazoa; Chordata; Actinopteri; Cypriniformes; Danionidae
Product: MAM domain-containing glycosylphosphatidylinositol anchor protein 2
Biological process (GO): nervous system development
Cellular component (GO): membrane
Source: RefSeq, a predicted model, not a curated record
UUUGUGGUCUCAGGGAAAGCGUUUGCUCCAGAGUUCUACUACGACACCUACAGUCCGCUGUGGCAGAACCGGCCGCGGGUUUACGGAUAUAAACUACAGUGGACACAGAUGAACCCUGGAGCCGUCGACAGAAUCAUGGCGUAUCGACUGGGCAUCCGCAGGUGCACAGGGCAGCAGCGCUGGUGGGAGCAGGAGAUCCCAGUGGAGGGAAACAUCCAGAAAGGAGAGCUGAUCACACACAACCUGACGGAGCUGAUCAGACCCGAGGCGUAUGUGGUGCGGCUCACACCCAUAACUCGCUUCGGGGAGGGGGACUUCACCACCCGCAUCAUCACAUACAGCGCGCCAACCAAUCCACACCUGAGUAAAGUUGUGUGUAGUUUUGAGGAGGAGCCCGUCUGCUUGUUCACUCAGGAUAAGAAUGAUGAUUUCGACUGGAUGAGACACAGCGCUGCGACCCGAGACACCAAAUACACUCCCAACACGGGGCCCAGCGGGGACCGCAGCGGGGCCAGACAGGGUUUCUACAUGUACAUCGAGACGUCCAGACCUCGUAAGGAAGGCGAUACGGCUCGUCUGCUGAGUCCCGUGUUUAACGUCGCACCCAAGAAUCCCUACAGCAUCACCAGCCCUCCUGCUUACUGCUUCAGCUUCUACUACCACAUGUAUGGCAAACACAUCGGCUCUCUGAAUGCAUUUGUGAAGCAGAAAGGUCAGUCAACUUCAGAUGCAGGUCCAGUCUGGUCCCUCAGCGGGAACCAAGGGGACCGAUGGAGACAGGCCAAAAUUAGCAUCCAUCCGGUUUCAUCCUUCCAGGUAAUAUUUGAGGGGAUCCGUGGCCCUGGGAGAGGGGACAUCGCCAUUGAUGAUGUCACGCUGGAGGAGGGGGAGUGUCCUGACCCUCCGUCCAAUCGUAUGUAUCGCGCAUGCAUCUCCAUGACAACCAGGCCUUAA